AUGGCCGCUGCCGUGGGGUGCGCGUCCCUGGAGGAGGAGCGGCGCUCCGGCGACGGCGGCGCCGCGCCAUGGGCACCCGGCCGAGAAUGUUUCCUGAAGAAUAUUGCAAAUGUUGCUGAGAGUGAGGCUCAAGAUGGUGAAUUCCCUGAUAUUUCCCACUAUGAAAAUGACGUCAGUGGAUUUGCGGUUGAAUCUAUUCACUCCUUGUCGGAUCUGGAAGAGUCGGAGGGUGAAGCAUCCAGUGUGUCUGAAGUUGCAGCUUUUCCUGAGCUCCAAACUGCUGCUGAAUACGAGGUGGAGGACUGGGACAAAGAACUGGAGGAUUCUGAACUUAGUCCAUAUGAUGCUGGCGAUCUCCCCUGUGGAAGCUUUCAGGAGAAUAAUCUUUUGGCCUUGUAUUCGUGGCGAGAGGAUUCGGUGUACAAUCCAGGGUGUCACCAUGCACCUUGCAUUACUUUUACAUCACCCAUUAGGAUCACUGAGGCUGGACAGUUUGAUGAUGCUGAAGAAUAAGGUUGCCCCUGGGCAGAACUCAGUUUGGCUUCUGAGUUGGACUGUGUUCUUCACUGAUUAAUGUCAAGCCCUUUGG
Tinamus guttatus (white-throated tinamou) is the source of this 589-nucleotide messenger RNA. It is a transcript of the gene COPRS, whose product is annotated as coordinator of PRMT5 and differentiation stimulator. NCBI's taxonomy places the organism in Eukaryota, Metazoa, Chordata, Aves, Tinamiformes, Tinamidae. Gene Ontology annotation, cellular component: nucleus. The record is from RefSeq and is a predicted model, not a curated record. Gene Ontology annotation, molecular function: histone binding.